AUGAAGGAUGGAGGCGUGUUUGAAGUUUAUCACUUGAACGUGUUGUUUGUGUGUGAUGUUUCGCUAGACAUAACACCCCUGUAUUUUUCUAUUCGAAAGGUACGACACAGACUUCUAGACAUGUUUUGCGGUUAUCAAGAAGGGGAUUUUCUGUUGCCUAAAGGCGGAGCAAAGCUAGCCUCUCUCUUUGAUCUGGAUCAGGCUGCCAGUCAGGGCAACGAGUCCUUCCAGUUCAGAGCCCCCAAACAACCGAAGAAAACCCCCACCGCUCUGAGCCCAUCUCCUCAAAAGCCUGCAUCAACUCCUUCUGUCCUUUUGGCUACUGCUGUUCAUGCAUUCCGCUUUGUGAAUGGCCAGUACACAAAACAGGGGAAGGUGGGUGCUGCUAUCCUGGGAAAUCAUCCAACCAGAGAGUACAUGAUCCUGCUUUAUGGAAGCCAACAGAAACCAAUCACAACUGCCAAGAUCCAUCUAGGAUUCAUCUUCACAGUUCAGCCAGGUAACUAUGGAACAUUCUACGAUGACCUGAGGCACAACUGGUCCCUGAUGUUUGACUCUGAGAAAGCUGGAGUGGACUUUUGCAAAGAGCUGUGUGUGGCCAGAUGGAACAGUGAGACCACUGUAGAUACACUACUGACCCAGGACCUGCUGUUAGGAGAGGGACAGGCGGUGGACUAUGGUGACACGGUAGAGGUGGCCUUCACAGGCUGGCUUCUACAGAAUCACAACAUCGGACAGAUGUUUGACUCCAACGUGGGCAAAGACAAGCUGCUGAGAGUGAAACUUGGCACCGGUAAAGCCAUUAAGGGAUUGGAGGACGGGAUGGUAGGGAUGCAGAAAACUGGGCGUCGCCUCCAUAUUGUGCCCCCCACCCUAAGCUAUGGGUCAAAGGGUAUCCCCAACCGCGUCCCCUCCUCCAGCACACUGGUCUACAAUGUGGAGAUCCGCCGGGUGAAGUUUGCUAAGGACAGUGGGUCGGAGCGACAGAAUGGGGGAUUAACCACCAACUCCCCCUCCCCAAGUGUGGACAGUCUGGGCUUUGGGAUGUCCCCUCAGUCUCAGCCCCCCACCUCUAUCCCAGCAGAGCCCAGGGGAAAGCCUCUGAAUGUGAAACCCAAUUCAAUAAAUGAGCAACUGAUGCAGCCGGAUACAGCCAAAGCCAAGUUGAUCUCUCAUAUGGCCAAGAUGGGUCAGCCCAUGCUGCCCUUCCCAACAGGAGCCAUCUCCGCCCAGCCAGACCACAGUGACUCCAAGACAGAGGACCCAAGUGAAUCUCACCCUUCACAUCACUGUCUGCUCCCCCAGCCAGUCCAGAUGUCAGCUGCACCCCCUAUCCAUGCAGUGCCUGAGGUCGUUGUGCCAACUGCUGCCCAGCAACCAGUGUUUAUGGAGACAGUGGUCCCACAGGCUGUGGACUGUGGUGGAAGCAGUCAUGCCUUCCAGCCAUACCCAUCCUUUCAGUCUGCCUUUGGUCCGUCCUACCUUGGUCAGUUCCACCCUCAUCAUGCAGUUUCAUACCAGGCACCUAGUGACGUCACUUCCUUGUUGAUGACGGAGGUGCGACAGCACAACACUGAGAUCGGACAGGCUGUGGGGAAAGUGGCAGAUAAAAUCAAUCUGUUGGUCUCCAAGGUGGAUGAGCUCCAGGAGCAUGGUGGCGGCAACUCUCUGGGUCUGUCCUCGGUGUCCAUGGAAACAGGCAUGAUCCUGCACAACAUCCAGAGAAUCACCCAGGAGAACUUGUUUCUAAAGGAGGUGGUUCUGGAGAAGAGCACCCGAGUGGAGGAGCAGAACUGGAAGAUCAGAGAACUCCUCGAGCAGAACCAGAGGUGUAUGGAGCAGAGUGGUUUACUGUUGGAACAGAGGAAAGACGUGCUGAAGACCAGCAACCAACAGGACCAGACCAGCCUGCUGGAGGCAGAGCAGGACAAGCCGCACCUGACAGAGUACCUAGCCGCCUACUCCACCCUGGUCUCCAAGCUUCGGCUGGAGUCCUCCUCUCUGCAGCGCUCUGUCUCCGACCUGCAGACACAGCUCAGCCAAGCCCUGCAAGACAUGGAGAGCCACUGUACUCAGUUCAGCUCAUUAGAGAGACUAGUAGAAGGGCUAAGGAAGGGAGAGGGGAGGACGCAGGCCCAGUGGCGUACAGAGAAACUGAAACGUAAAGAGAUGCAGCUGAGAAUCGCCAACACGGAGGAGGUGCUACAGGACCUGAGGGCUGGGAAAGGCAACCUGGACAAGAUGCUGUCGGAGAGGAAGAGGAGGUGGCAGUGUGAGCAUCAGCGUCUGUCUGAGGAGGUGGAGGAGGCGAGGAGGAGCAGCCAGAGGGAAACUGACAACCUGAGGGCCAGGAGAGGAGAAGUAGAGCAGGGGGAACAGGUGGUGCUGGAUGUGGACUGGCAGCAGGGUGGGUAUGAGAAGGAACUACAUAGCCGUGAGCUAGAAGAAAUCACACAGCAGAGAGACAUUCUGGCCAGGACACUGUCAGAACUACAGGAACAGUAUAUGGCAGCACAGAGCAGGGCAGAGACCACCAGGAAGCAGCUAGAAAUGCUAUUGGUUGAGCAGAAGAGGCAUGCCCAGCAGCCCAAUCAGGAUGCAAUGGCAGAACAGGUGAAGAGAGUGAUGAACGGAGUGUUCCAUUCUCUGAGAGAGGAGUUCGGCCUGCACCAGUCAUACCAAGGAAGCGAUGUUCUAGGAGUCAUGCUAAGCACCAUCAAGAGUGUCACCCUGGAUCUGCUAACAGCUCACAAUCCAGAGGAAGAAGAAAAGGUGGAAGAGGAGAAAUGGACAAAAGUUGUGGAGCAAAAUAGGAGGGAUGAUGAUGAUAACAAGAUGAAUCGAUCAAUACAAGAAAAAGAGGACAGUGGAGUUACUCAGACAGCCUGGACCUCUAUUGUUAGGUCCUUGUGGUCUGAGGUUCAAGUGGAGGAAGAGUCCAUCAAUUCAGAAGGCCUAGAAAACAAAGCUGAAGACACACCAAGUACAUCCAGAGAAGAAACUUCUAAGGCUUGGACUGGCUCAGAGAAUGGCCUAACGCCAUCAUCUCUCGUGGUUCUUACAGCCUCUCGCAGUCCAAAUUGACCAAUCAAAGCAGACGGAAGUUGUACCUCCCCCACCAUUGUAAAAAAUAUUUUGGAAGCUAUACAUUUUUUACAUUUUACAUACUGAGACAAGGAUAUCCCUACCGGCCAAACCCUCCCUAACCCGGACGACGCUAUGCCAAUUGUGCGUCGCCCCCGGACCUCCCUGGAUAAGAGCGUCUGCUAAAUGACUAAAAUGUAAAUGUAAUACAAAUGCAUUUAUUAAUGGCCACAUUCGUUUUAUGCCAUGUUUACUUUUUUUAUUUUUUUUUAAACAAUUUUAUUUAACUAGGCACGUCAGUUAAGAACAAAUUCUUAUUUACAAUGACGGCCUACCCUGGGCAAAUUGGGACUCUCAAUCACGGCCGGUUGUGAUACAGCCUGGAAUCGAACCAGGGUCUGUAAUGAUGCCUCUAGCACUGAGAUGCAGUGCCUUAGACUGCUGUGCCACUCGGGAGCCCCUAUUACAAACACCUUGUUUGAGUUAACACUAUUAACUUUUGAAAUUGAGAUUUUCUUGGACAGUAUAACAUUCAGUAUAUUUAUGUUCAGGGCAGCUACAAAAUAUUUGUUUUAAAACACAUCCCUACAACUUCAUAAAACAUGUGUUUUUUGUCUUGUAGUUCAGGAAUUCAUGUCUGAAUUAAAUGAUCAAAACGAA
Molecule: messenger RNA, 3744 nt
Organism: Salvelinus fontinalis (brook trout)
Lineage: Eukaryota; Metazoa; Chordata; Actinopteri; Salmoniformes; Salmonidae
Gene: fkbp15a
Product: FKBP prolyl isomerase family member 15a
Cellular component (GO): growth cone
Molecular function (GO): peptidyl-prolyl cis-trans isomerase activity
Source: RefSeq, a predicted model, not a curated record